This is a messenger RNA of Eupeodes corollae, 3433 nucleotides long. It is a transcript of the gene Ocrl, whose product is annotated as inositol polyphosphate 5-phosphatase OCRL. The transcript has 12 exons. Gene Ontology annotation, cellular component: membrane. The record is from RefSeq and is a predicted model, not a curated record. Gene Ontology annotation, biological process: phosphatidylinositol dephosphorylation; signal transduction. Bases 513 to 3176 code for a protein of 887 amino acids. Gene Ontology annotation, molecular function: phosphatidylinositol-4,5-bisphosphate 5-phosphatase activity. NCBI's taxonomy places the organism in Eukaryota, Metazoa, Arthropoda, Insecta, Diptera, Syrphidae.
UUCGUCUUUGGAAAAGAUAAGACCUGAGACCUAGACUAGGAAAUACGAAAAUAUACCUCAAUUUAUUUAAAGUUUUCCUGGCUCUAUAAUCUAAAGUUGUUAAAAUUUUGUAUUACAAAUGUGAUAUGUGUGACUUACUUCUCAAUUCUUUGAAUACCUGUCUAUUUCAACAAAGAAAUUUCAAAAGGAAAACUCAUAGAAGAAUGAAUUCAACCUGAUAACAAAUACAAUACAUAUCGAAUUGUCUUGGUCUAUGGGCGGCUCCUGACUUAAACUUAAAGCUAUAAUUAAAAGAUUAAAAACAAAAGAAUUUGUCUUGUUGUUUAAGUCAUCGUUUUGUUUUCCUGUAUCUACGUUUCUUCUUAUAAUCCGGAAUCUAAAAUCGAUCGCUGCUUUGACGUUAUUCUACGAAAAAAUAAAACAUAAAAACUAGGAACAAAAUUGUGUAUUAAAGUUGACCUUGGCAUUAAAUAUAUUAUAGUGUUUUAUACACUGUGUCAUCAGUUUCGGAAAUGGAUAUAAGAGGCAAUAUUGGCAGACCAACGAUGACGAAUAUUCCAACAGUUUCUGAAUCAGUAAACACAACUCCACUGCUUGUUGGUUUAUCUAUAAUCCAACAAAAGUUUAAACAAGGGGAGAUUCCAUCAAUGCUUUUGGAAGCAUAUCAAAUAAUCGGAAAUGAACAUGCAAAUCGUUUACUUGCAAUCGUCCAAUCAACGGGAACUCAUGCUAUAUUUUCUUUUAAUGUGGCACGGCUUCCGCCGCAAACUAUCUCUGAUCUAGCAAUUGAUAAAAUAUUUCCAUUGGACGAUACCUUCGAAUUGACUGCAGGUAGAAUGGAUGCGCAAUCUAAUUUACAAUUUAGUCUGAAAUCAUUUAACGAUAAACCAUCCGAAUUUUACACAAGUAAAGGAAUUAAUAGCUUUGAGAAUUUUCAAAAGCAUGUCAAUAAGGCUAUGGAUAGUUAUAAGACUAGACUACGAUGGAUAAACCAGCAACAGCAAAAUCGAAAUCUUACUCAAAGUGUUGAUAAUGGGAUAGUUAUAAGUCCAGUAGAGAUGAGUUUCAAAUGGCUGGAGGCGUAUCAGAAGCAAGACGCAGAUAUGAUUGCCAUCGACAGAGGAAUUGCAGAUGGAACAAAGCAACUUAAAAAGGGUGAGACUAAGUUUCAAGACGAACUAAGAAAGCGAGAAAAGGAUUAUAUUGUAUACAAAAACUAUCGAAUAUAUUGCGCUACUUGGAACAUCAAUAGCACGCCAUGUCCACUUAGUGAUUUGAGCUUAUGGCUAGCAAGAUCUGAAGAUCCACCAGAUAUUUACGUUAUUGCCUUGCAAGAGUUGGACGUCACUCCAAUGGCGAUUGGGUUUAGUGAAAGUAAACCUGAUCCUGGUUGGAAUCGAAAAUUCUUGGAAUCUCUUCAUAAGAACGCAAAAUAUGAACAACUCACGUCGGUGCGUCUUGUUGGCAUGAUGCUUACAAUUUUCGUACGAAAAGAACUUCGCCCAAGUCUUGUCCGUUAUAGUACCCAGAGUGUUGGCACAGGAAUGAUUUCUUUUGGAAAUAAAGGAGGCGUUGCUGUUAGUGUGACAUUUAACGAUGCUACCUUAUGUUUUGUUAAUUCGCAUUUAGCUGCACAUAUGCAUGAAAUUGUAGCAAGAAAUCAAGGAUUUGACACAAUAAAUAGAAAAUGCAUUUUCAAUGAUAUUUCUGGUCUCCGAUGCAUUUCACAACAUGAUCACAUAUUUUGGAUUGGUGAUUUAAAUUAUCGAAUCAACGAAAUCCCUGGCAUACACCUUGACCGUUCCAACUAUGAAAGUCUGCUUAAAUUUGAUCAACUGGUUAUGGAAAUGAGAAAAGAAAAUGUUUUUCGUGGCUAUACUGAAGGUCCUAUUAAAUUUAGCCCAACAUAUAAAUACGAUCCUGGUACGGAUAAUUUCGACUCCAGUGAAAAACUCCGAGCGCCUGCUUAUUGUGAUCGUGUUCUAUGGAGAGGUGAUGGUAUAACACAGUUAUCAUAUAACAGUGUGAUGGAAAUAAGACAAAGUGAUCAUAAACCUGUAUAUGCUGAAUUUACAACACCGAUAAAAACGAAAGACUUCGAUCUUUAUAAACGUGUCUACGAGGAAACACUUAAAAGCGUUGACAAAUAUGAAAACGAUAAUCGACCCCAAAUUACAGUUGAAAGGACCGAAAUCGACUUUGACGAAGUUACUUUCAACGAACUUGUGGUUAGGGAUUUUACAGUUGCUAAUAAUUGUCAUUUGCCUGUUGAGUUUUCUUUUGAACAAAAAGAGCGAAGAAUUUGUGAGAAAUGGUUAGAUGUUGAACCGAAAUCAGGACGACUACUUACAGGUUCUAGUAUGAGUAUUCGAGUCAAAUUUCAAGCAAAUUCUGAAACAAUAGCUGAUUUUGUUCAGAAAAUAAAUUCCUCAAAGAAAAAAUCCGUAUUCGAUAUAUUGGUGCUUCAAGUUAAAGAUGGACCGCAUUCGUUUAUAUCGAUUCUAGGGCUUUAUAGGCCAAGUUGUUUUGGUUUAUCGGUGGAGACAUUAUGCCAAACAGAACGUCCAGUUUGCGAGUAUGUUAUUGAAGAAUUAAAUGAAUUGGCAAAUAUCAAAGACAAGUUUCGAGUAAGUAUGCCGAGGGAAUUCUUUCUUCUUAUUGAUUACCUUUAUAAAUCGGGAACGAAAACUGAGGGACUUUUCUCACUUAAUCGAAACUAUGCAAAUAGUGAAAAAAUCAACCAGAUUCGAGAUUGGCUGGACAGUUGGUCAAAUGAAGACUUUCCUGGAAGUCCUCAUACUGCUGCUGAAGCAUUACUUAUGCUAUUAGAAUCUCCAAAGGAACCACUAUUAAAGCCCUGCGCUGAACAAUUGUUAAAAACAACAACAAUAGAAGAAGCUCUGAAUCUCAUAACACGCUUAAGUCCACCAAGGCGUAAUAUGUUCUUCCAUUUAUGUCUCUUUCUAAGAGAAGGAAUUGGUAAUAAAUUUUACAAUGUUGACGAAAUAGCUACAUUAUACGGAGAUAUACUAUUGCGAAAGAAAUCAGAACAAGUUAAGGGUAUCCAAGAUGGACGUUGUCGUUUGUUGAUGUUAAGGUUCUUACAUUCGGAUUUAGGUAUUUUCACACGAAUAACGAAUUCUAUAUUAUCUGAUCAUCAUCAUGAGGAUACAUAAACAAAACAAUAUGAAUUAUAUCCUCCUAUCAUGUAUAUUUAUUCAAAUCACCAUUAAUUUUAAGCUAAAAGAAAGAUUAGAUCAUUGAAUUGUUAUAAAAAUAAUAUACUGUCCAUGUCAUUAAACAUAUUACAUACACCUAUUCACAUUUCACUGCUAGAACGGAUCGAUCGUAACGUUUCGUGACAAGCUAGUGAACUAUUGGGAGAAUCAAAAAUAAAAACGCUUACACCAUGUUGAUUUAAGUAAACAAAUAU